ACAAAGCUGUGAAGAUCUGGUUGGAAAGGCUCAAAGAUGUGUCGUACGAUCUGGAUGACUUACUAGAUGAAUGGACGACAGAAGCUCUCAGAUUGCAAGCACCAGAUGAAGAUUGUGGAUCCUCUUUCGGUAAGAAGAUGCUAGGGAGGCAAAACUGUAUAAGAAGUGCAAUCUUCAUGCUCUAAUAUUGGACUACAACUCCAUAGGUGGUGAACUGUUGGAUGAUGACAUGAAGAUGAUGGACGACGUGCUUGAAAUUCUCCAGCCCCACAGAAACUUGAAAGAGUUUGAAAUAUGGAAUUACGAAGGUUCCAAGCUUCCCAAGUGGAUAGCGAGUCCAUUGUUCUCCAAUCUAGUGAAGGUGAAUCUCAUGAAUUGUUGGAAUUGUAAACAACUUCCUGGUCUUGGGAAACUAACCUCCCUUAAAUACCUUGAUAUUAUGGGAAUGGAAGAGGUGGCAUAUGUGGGUGGUGAGUUUAGCGGGGAUGAUACCAAUGACAGAAGUGGUGGUGGUCUCUCGUUCCCAAAACUGGAGACCCUCAUCUUCUCGGACAUGCCAAAUUGGAAGGAGUGGGAAUUGAGAGGUGGAGAUGGAGAGGUUUUGCCAUCUCUCCUCCGAUUAGAAAUACGUAAUUGCCCAAGGCUAAACACAUUGCCCCGCAACCUUCCACUGCUCCUCCGGAAGCUGGCUUUAAACAUAACUAAUGAUGGGAUGUCGUCCGAAGGGUCCUUACCCGUCUUCCCCAACCUUAACCAUUUGGUGAUAUGGUAUAGUCCUGAGCUGACAUCAUUCCCUUGUGGUUGGUUGGGAAAACUCAAAGCUCUCCAAACUUUUCAAAUCUACAAGUGCCCAAGGUUGGGGUCUCUACCAGAGGACUUGCAACAUCUUACAAUGCUUCGAGAAUUGAAGAUCACAUGCUGUCCACUGUUAGUAGACCGCUGCCGAGACGGAGGAGAAGAUUGGCAUAAGAUUGCUCACAUCCCUUGUAUUGAAAUUUUUACUUGAAUGAUCUGCCUCAAUAAGAGGAGGUGGAGAGGAAAUCAAUGACAACUUUUCUUUUGCUUUUGUUUUAAGGAAUUGUAUUGCUUCUCAGUUUGGGUGUGGAUUAGGUGUGCCCGAUCCUCACCCAAGAUGACACUUACCGUGUGGCCCACCUUGAUGUAUGUCUUCUACAUCCACACGGAUAUGGCAUGAACCCAAAAAUGAAACAAAUCUAAAUUUCAAGUGGACCAUACUAUAGAAACAGGGGUGAUUCAAUGCCCCACUAUUAUAAACUUCACAUGGUCCAUAGUAAUGUUUCCGGUAAGGUCUCACGAACCUGGAUGAAGGGAAGCUUGAUCCAAAACUCUUGUGGCCCACAAGAAGUUUUUAAUGGUCAAUCACCAUUGUUUCCUAUAGUAUGGUCCAUCUCAGAUUUGGAUCUGCUUUAUUUUUGGGUUCAUGCCCUACAAUGAUUUGGAAAAAAACUGAUGGGCGGCAUGGAUGUAGAAUAUGUACAGCAAGGUAGGACCCACGGUAAGGGCCGCACGGUCUUGGGUGAGGCCGGGGCCACACCUAAUCGGCUCCCUCUCAUUUAACAGCUGUAAUCUUUUAGUAAGUGUAUCUCUCUCUGGUUUAAAAACCGUACUUUUUUAGUCUC
Messenger RNA from Magnolia sinica, 1640 nucleotides. Its product is annotated as disease resistance protein RGA2-like. The coding region runs from base 230 to 1006 and encodes 258 amino acids. The transcript is spliced from 2 exons. The record is from RefSeq and is a predicted model, not a curated record. NCBI's taxonomy places the organism in Eukaryota, Viridiplantae, Streptophyta, Magnoliopsida, Magnoliales, Magnoliaceae.